AUAAUAGGAGUUAAAUUUCUCCCUACUGUGCAAGAAGAAGUUGAAAGCCCUCUUACCAUCUGUACUACCUUAAUGGGUUCUCUAUCUGAGCAGCUUCAUUUCGUUCUGUUUCCUUUUAUGUCUCAGGGCCACUUAAUUCCCAUGACAGACAUUGCUAGGCUUCUGGCGCAGCAAGGAGUCAUCAUCACCAUUGUCACAACGCCUGUUAAUGCAGCUCGAGUCAAGCCGAUUCUCAGUCAUGCCAUACAAUCAGGGCUUCCAAUCCAUUUGGCUGAAAUCCCGUUUCCAUGUGUAGAAACAGGAAUACCAGAAGGGUGUGAGACUACUGACAAGCUGUUCUCAAUUGAGUCUUAUUGUAACUUUUUCAGAGCAAUCAACAUGCAACCUGAGCCAGUGGAGAAAUUGUUCGAAGAGCUAAGACCAAGGCCUUGUUGCAUCAUUUCAGAUUUCUGUCUGUAUUACACAAGAAAAAUUGCUACCAAGUUUCAGAUCCCAAGGAUUUCAUUCCAUGGAUUUUGUGGCUUCUCCCUUGUUUGUGACCUCAUUUUACGCUUCUCUGAUGUACGUGAGAACAAGGCCUCUGAAUCCGAGCACUUCACUGUUCCUGGCUUGCCUGAAAAGUUUGAAUUUACCAAGGCUCAAAUGCCGAUUGUCACAGGAGAGUGGAAAGAAUUUGAUGAGCUAAUGUCAGAGACUGACCUAGCAGCAUAUGGGGAAAUUGUCAAUACUUUUGAGGAGUUGGAGUCGGCAUAUGUUGAAGAAUACAGGAAGAGAAGAGGAGGCAAAGUCUGGUGUGUUGGACCUGUUUCACUGUCACACAGGGAUACUCUCCACAAGUCUCAGAGAGGUGGCAAGGCAGCCAUUGAUAAAGAAGAGUGCCUGAAGUGGCUUGACUCCCAAGAAAAGGGCUCUGUAGUCUAUGUUUGCCUUGGCAGCAUCUGUAAUCUGAUUUCUUCUCAAUUAAUAGAGCUUGGUUUGGGCAUAGAGGCAUCAAACAGGCCAUUUAUCUGGGUUCUUAGAGAAAGUGACAAAUUAAAAGAUUUACAUAAGUGGAUUGAGGAGGAAGGGUUUGAGGAAAGGAUUAAAGGCAGGGGCCUUGUCAUCCGGGGUUGGGCUCCACAACUGCUGAUACUAUCUCAUCCUGCAGUUGGAGGGUUCCUAACUCAUUGUGGCUGGAAUUCAGCUCUGGAAGGUAUUUGCUCCGGUCUACCACUGAUAACAUGGCCCCUUUUCGGGGACCAGUUCUGCAAUGAGAAGCUGGUAGUGCAAAUCGCUAAAACUGGUGUCAGGAGUGGAGUGGAGCAACCAAUGGUGAUUGGGCAGGAAGAGGAGAUUGGGGUGUUGGUAAAGAAGGAAGAUGUUAAAAAUGCUAUAGAACAGUUAAUGGAUGGAGGCAAGGAAGCUGAAGAGAGAAGAAAAAGAGCCAGAGAACUUGCUCAGAUGGCAAAGAAGGCUAUUGAGGUCGGGGGAUCUUCUCACCGGCACAUCACACAGUUGAUCCAAGAUAUCAUGCAACAAUCUCUUGUAAAGGACCUUCGUAGUACCUGAGGGAGAUACACAGAAGCAAAAAGAGGCACUUUCUCCGUCCCAAAGUUUCAAACUUCUUUCAACAAUCAUGAUUAUAGGGUGUUCUCCUCAUUCCAGCUAUAAAAUCUGCUGCUUAUAAUUUUGUUUCAACAUUAAAAUGCACCAUUCAAA
Molecule: messenger RNA, 1698 nt
Organism: Rubroshorea leprosula
Lineage: Eukaryota; Viridiplantae; Streptophyta; Magnoliopsida; Malvales; Dipterocarpaceae
Source: the annotation of a GenBank genome assembly